AUGAUCACAAGUGAGCUCAGAGCUCAGCCUCGGGUCAGAACAGAGAACAUGAAGAGCUUUGAGUUUCCAACACAGAUGAGACUGUCUCACACUCGCAUCCUUCAGUUAGACGGCCAUCACCAGUUCCUUUUUAACCACGCUAAAACCGAUGAAGCACUGAAAGCAAAGGAGAGUAUGAAAGAAGCCAAGACAAAGGAGGAAGAGCAAAUGUCUCUCGCCGAGCAGGUGAGGAGGAUAAAGGAUAUCGAGGCCAUUGAGAGCGACUCCUUUGUUCCUCAGGCUUUCAAAUCAUCUCGGGAUGGCACCAAGGUGACUGACCUUUCAGAGAUCAAGAAAGAGGCUAUAAAAGAGGAAGAUGCCCUUCUGCCCACAUCCAUCAUGUACAAUGACAGCAACGCCCUGGCUCACCCUAACCUCUUCAUGGAUAAAGAGGAGGCAGAGAGCGUGUGGUUGAACAGACUGAUCUCUCUGCGUCAGGAGAGGCUCAUGGGGAGUCCAGUGUCCUGAGCAGAUCCAGCUUCAUCAGACCUGUGGACUCGCUGGAGUUCUCUGGGAUUGCAGGAGCUAGUGCGCCACCUGCUGGUUUCUAUGGGAAAUAUGAUUCAGAAUUACAUUUCAGCAUGUGCUUAUUACUCUGAUUCUUUGAUUGUUUAUUUUACUUCAUACUAACUGAUAAUGGUAAUAUUAAGCUUUUAGGAGUGAUUUACACAAAACUUGUCCUUUUUUAGGUUUGAGCAGACAUCCUUCUCAUCAACACGAAUGACAAUUGUAUUUAGUGUGUAUUGGGGCUUUGUUGUUGCUGUUGUUCUUUUUUUCUCCUUUUUCAAAAUAAAUGAUUGUUGUAAAUCUUGGAUUAAACUUUGUAGUC
Molecule: messenger RNA, 868 nt
Organism: Sinocyclocheilus rhinocerous
Lineage: Eukaryota; Metazoa; Chordata; Actinopteri; Cypriniformes; Cyprinidae
Product: serine/Arginine-related protein 53-like
Exons: 5
Coding region: 1-507 (168 amino acids)
Biological process (GO): alternative mRNA splicing, via spliceosome
Cellular component (GO): nucleus; cytoplasm
Source: RefSeq, a predicted model, not a curated record